GAAAUGGUACCUGCUGAUCUGCUUGAUUCGACCUCUGGUGCAGGUACCUUGUGUUAUUAUUUUGGUGCGAGCGACCUGAGUGGUUGGCUGCUUUAUUUUUUUCCCGGGCUCCCUUUUUCUCAGGUGCGCCUAUUUUUUUUUUCGGAAGCGCGGGACACACAACAUGCGCGACCUAAUUUUUGAUUUAGCGGGCUCUGUUUUUUUAUUCGGAAGAAUAUCGGCUGCAUGCGAGCGCGUUGUAAACAAAAACGGUAGCCGAAAUGGGCCAUUGACAGCUUCCCUUGGAGCUACGCCACCGUUGCCGAAUAAUGCCAAACGGACACUGGAACUGAGCCGUGGCUGAGGCUGAGGUGCCCAUCAGUACAGUGUAAAAUGCGCUGUAAACAGCCAGAUGCGGUGCUGUCAGCGAAAGGUACCUACCUACUCUUCCGUGUUUACUCGAACAUGUGCAAAAGCCACGACAGGCCUCAACGCAUCACCACAAUUAACCACCAAGUAUGCUCUGGCUUAAUAAUAAUGAUACUCUUCUUUAGUUUAAUAGGUAGAUAAGAGGCAUCCAGGUCCCAACGGAUAACUUCACCAUCUCCCUCCUAUUCCAGAGGUAUCUAGGUAGUGAUCACUUCCGAAUCAAAAACACCACAUCGAGCAGAGUACGAAUAGGUAUGUGCAAAAAUAGUAUACAGCCGAUAAAGGGAUCCCCCUUACCACUCCUCCUUUCCUGUGUGCUAUAGUAUUCAAAUACAUGGAGCAAAAAGGCAAAUCAAGAAAAAGAACGAAAGAAAAGAAAAAAAAAAGACCAAUGCUUUCUCAACUUCAAGCCCAGUCCAAGCCAAGCCAAGCCAAGCCAAAGAUGAAGCUUUUUCGAGGCGAGAUCCUCUCCUAGGUACUCCAAAAAACGCCGAUGCCAUGCAAAAAAGGCUGCCAUGCCGUCAACUACACUUGCUCCUCCCUUUGUCCGAAGUUUUGAAUAGCCCCAAAAAGUUAUACCUUUUGUAAGCGAGUAAGCUUCCAAAUUCCAUACCCAAGCGUGAUGAGUACUGAAAACAGGAUUGUUAAGAAAAAGAAAACCGAGCCUCC
Messenger RNA from Trichoderma atroviride IMI 206040, 1077 nucleotides. The record is from RefSeq and is a predicted model, not a curated record. NCBI's taxonomy places the organism in Eukaryota, Fungi, Ascomycota, Sordariomycetes, Hypocreales, Hypocreaceae.